AUGAUCUAUUCAGCAAAUGACGAUUGUAAUUCAGCUAAAAAACGUCUUUUAAAAGAUCUUAUUCAAAUUCAAUCAUUAGCAAUUCAAGAUGGUGUUACAGCAACACCAUUAAAUGAAUCAAAUCUAUUCGAAUGGCAAGCUAUCAUAACAGGACCUGAUGAUACACCUUAUGAAGGUGGUAUUUAUGAAUUAUAUAUUUCAAUACCAUGUGAUUAUCCAGUUAAACCACCAAAAGUACGUUUUAAAACUGAAAUAUUUCAUCCAAAUAUAUAUAAAAAUGGUGAUAUAUGUAUUGAUAUAUUACAAAAUCAAUGGAGUCAAGUAAUGAGUAUAGAAAAAAUUUUAAUAUCAAUUCGUAGUUUAUUAAAUGAACCAAAUAUAAAUAGUCCAGCGAAUCCUGAAGCUGCUUUAUUAUAUAAAGAACAUCGAAAUGAAUUUCAUCGACGUAUACGUAAUGAUAUUAAUAAACAAAUAAAUGAAAAAUCAGUCCUACUUACACCAUUAAAUUCAUAUGAAAAUGUUUCUCCUUUUUUUGAAAAAUAA
This is a messenger RNA of Rotaria sp. Silwood1, 543 nucleotides long. Lineage: Eukaryota; Metazoa; Rotifera; Eurotatoria; Philodinida; Philodinidae. The record is from the annotation of a GenBank genome assembly.